Molecule: messenger RNA, 2425 nt
Organism: Sapajus apella (tufted capuchin)
Lineage: Eukaryota; Metazoa; Chordata; Mammalia; Primates; Cebidae
Product: atherin-like
Exons: 1
Coding region: 864-1532 (222 amino acids)
Source: RefSeq, a predicted model, not a curated record
CGGUGACGUCAUCCUGGGACCUCGUCACCGCGGCGGCCGCUCCUCAAGUUCUACUUUGUUCCACAAGGCUCCUCUGCUCACGGCUGCGUGGACAAAACCCAAAGGGAACCUAGCUCGGCCUGGCAGGAGUUUAUAACUUUGUACUUUUCCCUCCCUUGUAACGAAAACCUCAUCACAAUUGUUUCUAGGAACACAUUUUUCUCCUGAUAGACGUUCCCAAGGUGGAGGGCGCGACAAGGCUGGCCCGUGGGGCUGAGGAGCCCCUGCCGGCCUCAGUGGCGCCACAAAGCGGGCUCUAAACCAUUAAGCGGGGAAAUAAUUUUCCAAGAGACCAGGAGUUGGACUUUUUGAAGCCAUCGAAAACCGCCGCUAGGCACUCCCGCUGGGGUUUUGAGAGAGGUAGGUGAGGAGGCAUCAGACAUCUCCACACACACUUGAAAGAACGGCCUUGAGCUGCGCCCAACUUCUGCAAUCCCGGUUUUCCCCAAGUUCAAGGGGAAGGGCCCUGGCGCCCAAUGCCCGGCCUCCCCGACAACAUCCUCGCCAGGGUGCCCCUGCCCCGCCGGCCCAAGAGUCCGCUGUCCCCGGCAGGCGGCCCUGGGUUCGAGGACCCGGCUUCCUAGAGGAGUGACUCUCCAAACAAGCGGGGCUCCAGAAAACCCACCGACGCGAAGGGGGUGGGUAGAGGGUGGGAAGCCGCGGGGCUGCUGCCCAGCCCGAGGGGGAAGGUAACGCACUGUGGAAACGUGGCAGCAGCCCUGAGGCGGCGUCUUUUUCCUCAGGCGCCCGCCGAGGGUCCCGCGGAAACCCUCGCGGGCCGCCCUCGCCGACCCCAACCCUGCCCUGGCGCCGAGCCGGAGCCCAUGCAGUCUGGUUCCAUCCCCCGCCCCUCCCCUGUCCCCGGUGCGCCGCCCGCCAGCGAGCCUUCGACGUGGCCGCAGGGGCGCCGGGACCACCCUCCCCCGAUACCCACUGCCCCGCCAUGUCUACCUUCUCCCGGCCCGGUCUCCUCACCGCCGCUGCUGUCGCCGCCGCCGCUCUCCGGCCAGAGAUUCGGCGGCCCAGACCUUGUCCUGGCCGGGAACCGAGGGCUCCGCCUCAACGGGCCCGCGCUCGGCAACAGGGAGCGGAGCGAGCUCAGUCCGGCGCGUGCGACUCCCGCGUCGUCGGGCAGCCGAGCGCGCGCUGAGAGGACUGGCGGGCGAGCGAGCGCGCACUCGGGAGAGCGCAGCCCCAAAGCGGCGCGCAGGGGUCUUGCGGCCCGGAAGAGGGGAGGGGCGAUGACCCGGGAAAGGGUUGGCGCCGCGCGGGAUCCGCUCGCGCGCCUGAGGGGCGGUGCCGUGGGCGGGGCUUCGCCUCAAGGCCACCCCCAAGCCCCGGGCCUCACCGCGCGGGCGAAGACACACCCUCGCCCUGCGGAGAGCCAGGCUCGGACCCUCCUGUGCGACGGCGCGGCGCAUAGCACCGCGGGGUUCCCUCCCUGGCGAAGAGCCGCGCUGAGGAUCUGUGGGACCCCCGCCCGGCUGCCCUAGGUGCGUCAGCGCCUUCGGGGGUCGCUCGGGCUCCGUCCUUUCGGCUGUCUCGGCCUUUGUUUCCCCCUCAGGUCUCUCCACGCUGCACUUGACACCCUCAGGGCGAGAUGGCAAGUUCUAGAACCAGCUCUCUAGACCCAGGGCUUCAUGGGGGACACAGACUCGACGGGAAGGGGAACUUUGCAUUUAUGAACAGAUCCUCAUCCUUCUUGCUGCAGCUAAUUACAGGCUCGUUAACCGUGCAGCUGCCCUGCUGUAUUUUAGGCGGUUGUUGGCACUCCUAGUUGCGCCCUUCCCUGGCCCCUCACAGCAGGAGCUGCCUUCUGCGGACCGUUGUGUGCCGCCCUGGCACUCUCUCCUGUGUUUUGCACAAAGGAGAGGCUCCAGGGAUGUUGGCCAAAGGAAUGAAGCCUUGAGAGUCCAGGCUUUCUAUUUCUGAGACACUUCUACUCAAGGACUUCCCAGAUGCAAAGUUUAAUCUUUGAGCAAAUACAACUAUGGAGAGGGAACAUUAACUUUCUGCAGAAAAGAAGGAACACCUUUUUCAACCUUUUAUAUUGAAUUAGCACCAUGGUCUUAGUUUUGUGAAAGCACUUUAGUACAUCAAACUGGCUGGAGGAAUACAAGAUAUUCCUACCUUUUAAUUAUUAUUAUUAAAAGAGGGCUAAAACAUGUUGUAAAUUACUUAAGAACUGAAUGUUCAAGUUAUACAGUAUAUCGGCCAGAUUUCUUACUGCCCUCUAGGCCUGGGAGCAUGUUUUCAGCUCAGUUUUAUGAAUGUUUUAAAUUCUUAUUACUGAUGUUUGUUAUUAUAGCCCAUUAGCAGUUCAAAAUAAUUUUUUUAGCAGUAAUAAAUAUGCCAUCCCCAAAACAGUACAAUAAACUUUAUUUGU